Castor canadensis (American beaver) is the source of this 2034-nucleotide messenger RNA. RefSeq names its product eukaryotic translation initiation factor 2 alpha kinase 2 (gene Eif2ak2). Gene Ontology annotation, molecular function: double-stranded RNA binding; ATP binding; eukaryotic translation initiation factor 2alpha kinase activity. Gene Ontology annotation, biological process: eiF2alpha phosphorylation in response to endoplasmic reticulum stress. Gene Ontology annotation, cellular component: nucleus; cytoplasm. The record is from RefSeq and is a predicted model, not a curated record. Lineage: Eukaryota; Metazoa; Chordata; Mammalia; Rodentia; Castoridae.
AGCCCAAAAGCAGCUGCGCGGGGACGCGGGGGACCUGGGCCGGCCCGCUGCUGCAGCUCGGGUGAGCGACCCGUGCCGGAUCUGGGGAAGGAACCUGGAACGCGGUUACUGGAAGGAAAAAUGGCCAGUCGUCCACCAGGUUUCUUCAUAGAAGAACUUAAUAAAUACCGCCAGAAGCAUGGAGUAGUACUUAAGUAUCAAGAACUGCCUGCAGACGGACCUGCACAUUCCUUAAGGUUUACAUUUCAAGUUAUAAUAGAUGAAAGAGAAUUCCCAAAAGCCGAAGGUAGAUCGAAGCAGGAAGCAAAGAACGCUGCAGCUGAAUUAGCUGUUGAUAUACUCAACAAAGAAAACAAGGAAGUUGGUUCUUUGUCACUGACAACAGAUACUUCUGAAGGAUCGACACUUGGGAAUUACAUAGGCCUCGUCAAUAGGAUUGCACAGAAAGAAAAUCUAUCGGUAUCCUUUGAACAGUGUGCACCCAGGAGUCCGGGGGCCCAAAGAUUUAAUUAUAAAUGCAAAAUUGGAGAGAAAGAAUAUGGUGUUGGUUCAGGACCUACGAAACAAGAUGCAAAGCAAUUGGCUGCUAAACUUACGUAUCUUCAGAAGAAAUGUGAAGAAAGCAUAGUGAGAACUGACUCAGGAUCCUCUGGUUGUUUUACUGCUGCAUCCGCUAACUCCUCAAGCAUGCCUUCAACAAGGAUAUUUGAUUCUAAAUCAUCAUGUGAAAGUGACUUGUCAGCAAGUGCAUCACAAAGCUGUCAUUACAGUUACAGUGAAAACGGUUCUUCUGCAUCAUCUUCUAUGAAUGGUCUCAGAAACAAUCAAAAGAAGUCAAAAAUAAGUUUGGCACCUAGAUUUGAUCCUCCUGUUGUAGAAGGAAAUGAGUAUACUGUGAACAGCAGGUUUGUCAAGGAUUUUGAAGAAAUAGAACCAAUUGGUGAAGGUGGAUUUGGCCAAGUUUUCAAAGCAAAACACAGAAUUGAUGGAAAGACUUACGUUAUUAAACGCGUCAAAUAUAAUAAUCUGAAAGCAGAACGUGAAGUACGCGCAUUGGCAAAACUUGAGCAUGUCAAUAUCGUUCAUUACCAUGUUUGUUGGGACGGUUUUGAUUAUGAUCCCAAUGAAAGCAUGAGUAGUAGUUCCAGAUCAACAACUAGGUGCCUUUUCAUCCAAAUGGAAUUCUGUGAUCAGGGGACAUUGGAGCAGUGGAUUGAGGAGAGAAGAUGUGGCAAAUCAGAUAAAGCAUUGGCUUUGGAAUUAUUUGAACAAAUAACAACAGGCGUGGAGUAUAUACAUUCGAAAGGCUUAAUUCAUAGAGACCUUAAACCAAGUAACAUAUUUUUAGUAAAUGCAAAACAAAUAAAGAUUGGUGACUUUGGACUUGUUACAUCCCUGAAAAAUGAUGAAAAGCGAACAACUAAUAAGGGAACAAGGCGAUACAUGAGUCCAGAACAGAUUUCGUUAGAAGAAUAUGGAAAAGAAGUGGAUAUCUUUGCUUUGGGGCUAAUUCUUGCUGAACUUCUCCACAUAUGUUCCACUUUUUCAGAAACAGUGAAGAUUUUUGAUGAUCUAAGGAAAGGCAUCUUCCCUGAUGUGUUUGACAGCAAAGAAAAAAGUCUUCUACAGAAAUUACUUUCAAAGGAGCCCAAGGAACGGCCUGAUACGUCUGCAAUACUGAAGACUUUGGCUGAGUGGAAGAACACCUCAGAGAAAAGGGAAAGAAACACAUGUUAGGCCCUUCUGAAAUUGUCCUGCAUGUGAAAUGUGAUUUUCCUUUGAUUAUCUGAAAUCUGCCAAGAGAGAUUGACAGUUACUUAUCUUUUUGGGGGCAACACUGGGGUUUGAACUUUGGGCUUCACACUUUCUAGGCAGGCAUUCUUACCACUUGAGCCACUGUACCAGCCCUCUUUUGUGCUGGGUUUCUUGGAGGUAGGGUGUUGAGAACUAUUUUCUGGGGCUGACUUCAACCCGCAAUCCACCUGGUUUCUGCCCCCUGAAUAGCUAGGAUUAUAGGUGUGAGCCACAGGCAAA